Molecule: messenger RNA, 2144 nt
Organism: Pseudomyrmex gracilis
Lineage: Eukaryota; Metazoa; Arthropoda; Insecta; Hymenoptera; Formicidae
Gene: Ns3
Product: large subunit GTPase 1 homolog
Exons: 4
Coding region: 89-2044 (651 amino acids)
Biological process (GO): ribosomal subunit export from nucleus
Cellular component (GO): cytosol
Molecular function (GO): GTPase activity; GTP binding
Source: RefSeq, a predicted model, not a curated record
AUAACGUCUAUAUAAACACUGUUCGUGCCAUAAAUGUCACAUGUGUUUUUUCUACGAGGAAUAAAAGUGUAUCGAUAGAUAAGAAAUAAUGAGCAAAAAAGGUAAAAGAGAAAGCAGCAAUUUAGGAAAAUCCUUAAUUAAAGAUCGAUUCAGAUCUAGAAAAAUUAAAAGAAAUAGCAAUGAACCGUCGAUGCUCCAUACCGCAGAGCUUGAUGACGAUUGGAGUCGGUUAAAUUUAAAAUCAAUUACAGAGGAAAGCUCAUUUCAAGAAUUUUUAUCGACGGCUGAGCUUGCGGACACGGAAUUCACCGGAGAAAAAUUGAACAUUAAAUUUGUCAAUGCCAGUAGCGCCGGUUUGCUCUCGGAAGCUGAAAAGAAAAAAAUAUUGGAAGCACAGAAAAAAAACGAAGGUCUUGUUAAGAUACCACGAAGACCGAAAUGGGACAAUAUUAGCGCUUCCGAGCUACAAACUCGGGAGAAAGAAGUAUUUUUAGAAUGGAGACGCGGUUUAUCUUUGUUGCAGGAAAUCGAAGGAUUGAUAUUGACACCUUACGAGAAAAAUUUGGAAUUCUGGCGACAAUUGUGGAGAGUGGUCGAACGUAGUGACGUAAUUGUACAAAUCGUAGAUGCGCGCAAUCCAUUGCUUUUUCGCUGCGAGGAUUUGGAGCGUUACGUCAAGGAAGUCAAUCCUGACAAACUUAACAUGAUUCUCAUUAAUAAAGCCGACUUUUUAACGGAAGGACAAAGAGAAGCGUGGGCAAAGUACUUCGCGGAUCUAAAUAUUUUGGCAGCAUUUUUCUCUGCGACAUUAACGGCGGAGAAACACAUAAUUCAAGAAGAAGAUGAGGAUAACGCAACUGAUACUUCUGAAAACGAGAAUGAAAAUGAUAGUGACGCAACUGAUUCUUCUGAAAAAGAGAAUGAGGAUGAUAGUGACAAGUCAAAGUCGGAAGUUGCAUCGAAAUCAGAAUCAAAAUGUGAAAUCUUGGAAGAUGAUCACAAUGAUAUCCACAAUAUAUCUGACACAGAGACUGAUACAGAUAAACAGAAAGUAGAAAAUCAGCUACAUGCGAUAAAGAACUUAGAAAUCUCUCCAAUAGAUGUAAAGAAUGAAAAGAAAAUAGUUAAUUCCUCAAAAUUGUUAGCUAGGGAUGAGCUUGUAAACUUAUUCAAAACAAUUUACACCGGCCAUAAAACAUACAUGGAUGGAGUGACUACAAUUGGUUUGGUGGGGUAUCCGAAUGUCGGGAAAAGUUCCACCAUCAAUGCUUUGAUGAUGAAUAAAAAAGUCUCGGUGUCCGCCACACCAGGUAAAACCAAACACUUUCAGACUUUAUACUUGGAUAAAAAUCUUCUGUUGUGCGAUUGCCCGGGGCUGGUGAUGCCAAGCUUCGUUUGCACAAAAGCGGAAAUGAUCCUGAACGGCAUACUGCCGAUCGAUCAAAUGCGGGAUCAUGUACCAGCAGUCACAUUACUGGCUACAUUGAUACCUAGACAUGUUCUGGAAGAUCUCUACGGUUUUAUGCUGCUUGUAUCAUCGGAAGAAGAUCCGGAUCGCGCGCCAACUGCGGAAGAGCUUCUGAAUGCACACGCCUAUAACCGAGGUUUUAUGACACAAAAUGGUCAACCGGAUAAUCCACGCUCGGCGAGAUACGUUCUGAAAGAUUUCGUUAAUGGUAAACUAUUGUACUGUGUCGCACCGCCAACACUCGAGCAAAAGAGCUUCCACGUGUUUCCACCCCGGCGUAGGAAUUUCGCGAACAAACACAUACCGCCCCGAGUUGCUCGCGUGAACGAAGGGUGUCGGAUAACAGCCGACACUGUGGAUCGGAAGUUCUUUCAGAAUGUACAUGUCAAGGGGAUUCCUGGACCUAUUCCGCAACAAUCUAAAAUACUCGCUGGAUCAACUAUCAAUUCAACAGGAUCGUCGAUCGUCGAUCAGACUAACGAAACCAAGAAACCGUGGAAGAUGAUAAAUAAACAUGCUAAUAAAAAUAAACGCGAAAAGACUCGAAGAGUGUACGCUUAUCUUGAUCAACACUGAGCGGACAAAAUUGUGCAGAAAAUAUUCUGCGUUCUCCUGAAUUUAUUAUGCCCAUUUUCUAUCACCUUUUAUAAUAGCUGUACGAUUGUAUAUAACAGCU